Chaetura pelagica (chimney swift) is the source of this 686-nucleotide messenger RNA. It is a transcript of the gene PMM2, whose product is annotated as phosphomannomutase 2. Gene Ontology annotation, biological process: protein N-linked glycosylation; mannose metabolic process; GDP-mannose biosynthetic process. The record is from RefSeq and is a predicted model, not a curated record. Bases 280 to 648 code for a protein of 122 amino acids. NCBI's taxonomy places the organism in Eukaryota, Metazoa, Chordata, Aves, Apodiformes, Apodidae. The transcript has 7 exons. Gene Ontology annotation, molecular function: phosphomannomutase activity. Gene Ontology annotation, cellular component: cytosol.
CAGCGGCUGCGUCAGAAGGUGAAGGUGGGAGUGGUGGGCGGCUCCGACUUUGAAAAGAUCAAGGAGCAGCUGGGAGACGACGUGGUUGAAAAAUUUGACUACGUUUUUCCAGAAAAUGGUCUUGUAGCAUACAAAGAUGGGAAGUUCUUGAGCAAGCAGAACAUUCAGGGUCACCUGGGCGAGGAGAUACUUCAAGAUCUGAUCAACUACUGCCUGAGUUACAUUGCGAAGAUUAAACUGCCAAAGAAAAGAGGGACUUUCAUUGAGUUUCGAAAUGGGAUGUUAAACGUGUCCCCCAUUGGAAGAAGCUGCAGCCAGGAAGAACGAGUUGAGUUCUAUGAACUUGAUAAAAAGGAACAUAUAAGAGAGAAAUUUGUAGCUGAUUUACGAAGAGAAUUUGCAGGAAAAGGCCUCACGUUUUCUAUAGGAGGCCAGAUAAGCUUUGAUGUGUUCCCAGAUGGCUGGGAUAAGAGGUACUGCUUAGGAAUCGUUGCCAAUGAUGGAUACAAGACUAUUCAUUUCUUUGGAGAUAAGACUAUGCCAGGAGGGAAUGACUAUGAAAUUUUCACAGACUCCAGAACAGAAGGCCACAGCGUCACAUCCCCACAGGAUACAAGACAAAUCUGUGAAGAGCUGUUUUUUAAAUAAGAGAGUUUUCAAAUUCUCACUUACAAAACGGUUAAGAC